UUUCGAACAGUUCGACGGCAGCUGGUUUGCGGUUAUUGUUUUUUGUUGUUGUUUUUUUUCGUUACUAUUAUUAAUUUCUUUUCUUUUUUGGUCUUCUCAUCUGUCUGUUGGUUGGUUUCAACUCGACUUUCAGUUGGGAGGCCUUUUCACACGGUUCGUAAGGUAUCGAUCGAUUAACUCUUGAUCGCAUAGGUCAAGUUGCUAUCAUGCGCCGCUUGUGAAGCUUCACUUCUCCUUUGGUGUGGUCCUCAUUUUCUUUUUCUUCUCUUUUCAGGGCCUACACUUAGACCUGCGCUGGGACGCAAUAUCUUCUCUAUCUUCACCAUUUAUUUUGUCUUUUUUUUUAUUUCGUAUCUUUUAUAAACAAUCUUUCCUCGCUUUUGGGAAAAAAAAAGACGCAGAUUGACAAGAUGUGGGGAUACGGAAGACAACCACGCAACCAGGCCGAGCUCCUAGCCGACCUCACCCGCCGGGACCCUGGUGGUGAUCUGGAAACCCGCUCCGGCUCCUCCAGGAGCUCUGCCAGCAACGCCAUUGCUAGAGCCUUCAACCGAAUGCAACGGAGGGCGCCAGAACAGGAUGUAUCUGAAGCCGCCAUACGACCUUCAGUGCCGGUGGUCAUCCCUGGGGGUUUUUUCAACCCGAUCCCUGGGUCCGCCGCCAAUGUCAUUAUCAUUACCAUUCCUGGAUUCAAAACCAUCCCUCCCAGCGGCUCCUCCUCUGCUUCGGCGACACCAACCGUCUCUUCACGAUCCUCGAGUCCAACCGUAACUUCUUCAACCCCGCCAAUACAAACCGCUGCACCACCGUCGCAGCCGCCAAUACAAACUGCUGCACCAUCGUCACAGCCUCCAAGACAAACCGCUGCACCAUCAUCAGAGCCUCCAACCCAAUCUGGAUCUGGAUCAACCAUACCGCCGGUUAUAUCAUCGGCACAGCCAACUCCGCCACCUACCGAAAACGUGCCAGCAGUCUCUAGCCAGCUACCUUUUAGCAGCAUCUUAUCGACCAGCAAUGUAACGGCUGCUCCGAGCGAGACGGGCGGGGCUGCCGCCUCACCGGGCAGGGAGGCCUCCACGGACGGUCGAUCCGCCAACAAUGGAUCGCGGCAGAUUGCCAUCCUAGCCGGUGCCAUUGUUGGUGUCAUGCUCUUGGCAGGCCUUGUGGCAAUGCUAUGCAUACGGAAAAGAAACAAGGCGAAAGAUGCUCGCAAAUCUCAAGCUAGCGCGCUGCCAAAGCACACAAAGGCCGGUUCCAUCUCGGGAUCUAUCUCAUACCCAGUCCAAGAGGGAGGCAACUCGGGCCCCUGGGCGCCACCGCUGAGAAAGCCGACCAAUGUAUCCUCUAGGGGUGCGCCGAUGGCAGCCGCCGACUGGCCAAUGGGCCGCCAGUCCAUCGACCGCAACUCGAUGGAGGAAGGGUCACUCGAUGAUAAGCAGUACCUUGCCUACCAGAACCUAGUCGGUAACGCCGAAUACCAGAUCACGCCUCCGCCAGUAGCCGCACAGGACCGGACAUCACGAGCGCCCGGUUCGCGGGAUACUCGAUACCUGUCCGCUUCGUCCGCCGACCCUUACGAGCAGAUCAACGGACGUUACAGCGAGUGGCCGCCAAUGCCUCCCGUCCCGAACGCCGACGGUGGCGGUGGCGCGCAGAACGAAGGCACAGUCCCGAUAGGCUACGCGCAAACGACCGAGCCACUGCCGCCGCAGCAGCCUCGCACCCUGGAUCAGUAUCCCCAGACAGCUAGAAUCAACCAACACUACUCCGCGGUGGAGAGAGAAAUGCUUACGGUGUCGUACCACCAGCCGGGGGCUCAGCGUGGUUCAAUAAGCCCACCCAGCCCGUUGUUCUUCAAGCUUGAUAACCAGGGAAAUCUUGAGCCCGAGAGCAGGAGGUAACUAAUUUGCGACAAUUUGUUGUAAACCAACUGGGGGUUUUUUUUUGUUUGGCUGAACGUUUAUACCAACUUCUUUUAUUUCUAUUUUGUUCAUGAGAUCAAUUUCUAUUUUAUUCCAUUUACCCAUCUGCUCUGGAAAAGCGGCUCAUGAAAUACAUACACGAUACAGGGGCGGCUUUCACCCGCCAGUCUUGUAACAACACCCACUUUCCUAUAGAUACCACGGUCCUUUCUCGCCACACGGCACUUCACAUCUGGCGUUUCUUUUGGUACAACAGUACAGUCUGAAACCGCAGCGAUGUUGAGGUCACAAUACCCAUUAUUUUACAUAGAGUUUCUUUUUAUUAAAUAAAUGUUUAUGACAAA
Messenger RNA from Pyricularia grisea, 2266 nucleotides. RefSeq lists its product as uncharacterized. The record is from RefSeq and is a predicted model, not a curated record. Bases 411 to 1901 code for a protein of 496 amino acids. NCBI's taxonomy places the organism in Eukaryota, Fungi, Ascomycota, Sordariomycetes, Magnaporthales, Pyriculariaceae. The transcript has 3 exons.